AUGCUGAACGCCGGCGAUCUGGUGGGGGAAGGUGCACAGCGAUGGAGGAGCGAGCUACCGCUGACGGUGGAGAACCGGCCGAAUCUGUCUCAGGCGGCGGUCGAGGGCGACGUCAAGGCGAGGGCGGUGGAGAUGCGGACGCCGGACCUCAGCUACCGGAAAAAUACAAGGCUGAAAAAUUUCCGACGGGAUCGACGCUGUGGUGACGGUGUCAGUGUGGAGGCCGUCAUCGGCGAACAGAUGGCGGUGACAGAUGAGAUGGACGAACAUCGGCGCCUGUUGUUCCUGCUGGCCAUGCGGCGGCGACGGGUGGUGCGCCGGUGGGAGGACUUUACUGUUUAUGUGUGUGUAUUUCUGUGUGCAGAUGCCGACGGCCACCCGUUCGCUGCCGCCGGCGCCCGCUACCGACAGCCACCAUCUCGUUGUCUAUCCACCAUCCGCCAGCCGUACACUACCCGCCGCCAUCUCCUUCAGUCUGCAACUCGCCGUUCGCCACAAAACUCACGCCGUUGA
Messenger RNA from Striga asiatica, 513 nucleotides. The record is from the annotation of a GenBank genome assembly. Lineage: Eukaryota; Viridiplantae; Streptophyta; Magnoliopsida; Lamiales; Orobanchaceae.